CGGCUCAUGUGGUUCAACUCAGUGCUUUCAUGCUGAAGGUCUUGUUUUCAAGUCCUGCUGGUGACCUGCACUGGGGUCACUGCACACAGGACUGAAGUCAGAGUCCUUUGGUGACAGAAUGACACUAUGGAUGUUGGGGGUAAUCCCCUUCUCCCUGACAGCAUCCUCUAUGAGAUCUUCCUUUACCUGGACCACGUAGACGUGCUCUCAGCAACACUGGUGUGUCAGCAGUGGCAUGCAGUGGCCCGGGAUGAGUUCUUGUGGAAGGAACUGUUUUACCGAUACUACCGGAUUUCUCGGGAAGUGCCACGGCACCCAGCCGCCGUUUCCUGGUACGAUGAGUUCCAGAGACUCUAUGACACCAUCCCGUGUGUUGAAGUACAGACCCUCAAGGAGCACAGUGACCAGGUCUUGCACCUCAGCUUCUCCCAUUCUGGCUACCUGUUUGCAACCUGCUCCAAGGACUGCACUGUUAAGAUCUGGAACAAUGAGCUGGACAUCUCCUUGCUGCACAGCUCCAACAUGAGGCCAUACAACUGGAGCUACACGCAGUUUUCCCAGUUCAAUUCGGACGACUCCCUUCUCUUGGUGUCAGGUGUCUUUGUGGGGCCUCACAAUUCCUCGUCUGGAGAGAUCGCUGUCAUCAGCAUGGAAAACUUCUUACUCCUCUCUAGGGUGAGGAACAAACCCUACGACGUAUUUGGCUGCUGGCUGAACGAAACCAACCUGAUUUCUGGCAACCUGCACCGGAUCGGGCACAUCACCUCCUGCUCUGUGCUGUGGCUGAACAACGCCUUCCAGGGCAUAGAGUCUGAGAAUGUAAAUGUAGUGAAGAGACUGUUUAAAAUCCAGAACUUAAAUGCCAGCACUAUCCGGACGGUGAUGGUGGCAGACUGCAGCCGGUAUGACUCCCCUGACCUGCUCCUGGACUAUGGGGAGCAGUUAGCUGCUGCUUCCACCUCCCCUUGCCAGGUCUUUGACCUUGGCAGUGACAGUGAGGAAGAGGAGGCAAAGCCCAAACAGAACUUGACAUCAGAACUGGCAGCUCAGGAAUCCCCAGAGGAUGGGAGCGUGAUGGCAGGGGGUGGGCUACAGCAGUUCCUGGACGACAUCAUGGAAGGUCGUGUGAGACCCCUCAUGACUGAAAAAGAGCUGGAGACAAAGGUGGCUGAGCUACUUGCAAGGAACAGGACAAAGCCACCUGAACUGAACUUGGUCCCCACCGAUGGCCACAGCAAAAAGAAAUACCUGAUCUUCACCACAGGAUGCCUCACUUAUUCGCCACACCAGAUUGGGAUCAAGCAGAUCUUGCCUCAUCAGAUGACGACAGCAGGGCCAGUGCUGGGGGAGGAGAGGCGUUCGGAUGAAUUCUUCGACUCGCUGGAUCAUGUCAUUGACAUCCAUGGGCACAUCAUUGGCAUGGGCCUCUCUCCUGACCACAGGUACCUGUAUGUGAACAGCCGGGCCUGGCCUCAGGACUGCAUCAUCUCGGACCCCAUGCAGCCACCCCCCAUCGCAGAAGAGAUCGACCUGCAUGUGUUUGACCUGAAGACAAUGAAGGAGGUGAAGCGAGCCUUGCGGGCUCACCGGGCUUACACCCCCAAUGACGAAUGCUUCUUCAUCUUCCUUGAUGUCAGCAGGGACUUCGUAGCCAGCGGGGCAGAGGAUCGUCAUGGCUACAUCUGGGACCGGCACUACAACAUCUGCCUGGCCAAGCUGCAACACAAUGAUGUGGUCAACUCCGUGGCAUUCAGCCCCAUGGAGCAGGAGCUGCUUCUGACGGCCAGUGACGAUGCCACCAUCAAGGUGUGGCGCUCUCCCCGUUCUGUGCGCAUCCAGCAGGCCAGGAAGCCCAGGCCCAGGAAGCUGCUCUUCUCCUGGCUCCUGAACCAGAAGAGCUGAAAUGAGGCAUCCACUCCUGUGAUUUUCUCACGCCAGUCACUGCCCUCGUGGGGCUCUUGGAGGGGGGAGCCUCAGGCCCUGCACAAUGGAGAGGAGCUGCUUGUGCACACAGCCCUUCAGCCAGGGCAGGUGGGGAACUGUAUUCCCUCCAUCUGCUCCUGUUAAUAAUUGAGCCCCUGCCCUGGGGGCUGUGAGCUGGGCCUGAUCAGAUGUAGCCUUUGGCUGAUCACUGCAGGGCUGUGUGUGGUUUUUUCUCCCC
Messenger RNA from Gavialis gangeticus (Gharial), 2161 nucleotides. RefSeq names its product F-box and WD repeat domain containing 5 (gene FBXW5). Gene Ontology annotation, biological process: protein ubiquitination. Bases 127 to 1902 code for a protein of 591 amino acids. Lineage: Eukaryota; Metazoa; Chordata; Crocodylia; Gavialidae. Gene Ontology annotation, cellular component: SCF ubiquitin ligase complex; Cul4-RING E3 ubiquitin ligase complex. The record is from RefSeq and is a predicted model, not a curated record. Gene Ontology annotation, molecular function: protein binding. The transcript is spliced from 10 exons.